Messenger RNA from Linum tenue, 1617 nucleotides. NCBI's taxonomy places the organism in Eukaryota, Viridiplantae, Streptophyta, Magnoliopsida, Malpighiales, Linaceae. The record is from the annotation of a GenBank genome assembly.
GCCAUAAUUUAUUUAAUGCGUGCAGCUCGCUCGGCCGUCUCCCUUCCAUUUCCUUAUUCCUCUUUCCCCGUACAUUAUAUAUAUAACACUCAGCCAGGCCAAACAAGAAACACAGAAGCACCUCACUCAACUCUAAAAAGGCAGAAACUCACGUUUCCGUCACGAAAGGUCGUAUCUACAGGCUACAGCGACGCAAAGAAAAGAAAAGAACGUAUGGGUCCUCUCAAACGCCAUUCUUUUCCGUCUCCCUUGGCGCCGUUUCUGUUCCUGACGGCGUUGCUAAGCGUCGUCGCUGCUUCAAGGGCGAGGCUUCCGGCGAACGUCACCGUGCCGGCGAUUUUCAUUUUCGGAGACUCGAUCAUGGACACCGGGAACAACAACAACCUGGCCACCGUCGUCAAGGCCAACUUCCAGCCCUACGGUGUGGAUUUCACCGGCGGUCCCACCGGCAGGUUCUGCGACGGCAAGGUUCCCUCCGAUAUCAUCGCUGAAGAAUUGGGAAUCAAAGGCAGCGUUCCAGCAUAUUUGGACCCAAGCCUACAGCCCAAAGAUCUGUUAACUGGAGUCUCCUUUGCUUCAGCAGGCGCUGGAUUCGACCCCAUAACAGCAAAAUUAGUGGUACUUUAAAAGUCCUUUCGUUUCCAAUGUCUAGUGCUGAAUAAUUGAUCUACUAACAAGUUUUCAUGCUAUUUAAUCCGUUAUGUUCCAAACAAUACAGUCAGUUUUGUCAUUGAGCCAACAACUCCGAUACUUCAAAGAAUACACUGCCAAGGUGAAAUCCAUGGUUGGAGAAAAGAGGACCCAUUUCAUCCUAGGCAAUGCAGUGUAUCUAGUGGUUGCUGGAAGUGACGACAUCGCGAACACUUACUUCCUUCUUCGAGCGAGGAGUAACUAUGACAUUCCUAGUUAUACCAGCCUUAUGUCUGAUUCUGCUUCGAAUUUUGUUCAAGAAUUGUACAAGUCCGGGGCGAGAAAGAUUGGGGUGUUCAGUGCGCCGCCAAUUGGGUGUGUGCCAUCGCAAAGAACUGUGGGAGGCGGGCUUUUGAGGGACUGUGCCGAUGAUAGAAACCAAGCAGCCAUUCUUUUCAACUCCAAGUUGAAAUCGAAGUUGAAUUCGCUUGGUCAAACCUUAUCAAAUUCAAGGGUUGUCUUCAUCGAUGUCUACACUCCCUUGUUACAAAUCAUUCAAACCCCUAAAAAAUACGGGUUUGAAAUCUCGGAGAAAGGAUGUUGUGGAACAGGAGUACUCGAGGUGUCCAUCUUGUGCAAUAAGCUCACUCCGCCUUGCUCCAAUAUCAAUGCACAUGUGUUUUGGGAUAGUUAUCAUCCUACUGAAAAGACGUACAGGGUUCUAGUUACCACGUUGCUGGCUAAAUACUCCCGUUACUUAGUGGGGUGAUUUAUUUUGAAGUUUUCAUAAGAAAAAGAGGUUGGCCUAGUAAAAUUAUCCAUUAAUGUCACUGUUUACAAUUUAAUAUUGUUUUCCGGCGAGAAAACUAGCGUUGAAUUGAGAUGGAUUGCACCUUUGACUUCUUUGGACAACGAUCACUAAACACGGCUCACACCUCUUCAAACAAAGUUCGAACGAGGGUGUUCGAUUGAUGGUUUUUUGGGAAC